AUGUCCCUUGAUUUGACCCGUGCUCCGGUACAUCAAACCGCGCUUCGCCUCAAGAAUGGUCAGCUCAGGGUGGAGCAAUAUGCCAAAGCUUUGCUCGCUCGUAUUGCGGCCAGAGACCCUGAGGUGCACGCGUGGGCAUAUAUCGACCACGAGUACGUGCUGGCUCAAGCACGCAAGCUCGAUAAAAUCCCUGCUGAGAAAAGGGGGCCUUUGCAUGGUGUUCCGGUGGCAAUAAAAGACAUUGCUCUUACAAAAGACAUGCCAACGAGGUACAACUCAGAUAUCUAUCGUGGUACAACCGCCUCGAGCAUAGACGCUGCCUGCGUUGCUACACUAAGGGCUUCGGGGGCAUUGCUUCUGGGCAAGACUCACUCGACCGAAUUCGCCGCAACUACUGAGGGAGGACCCUGUGUGAAUCCACACAAUGUCAAGCACACUCCCGGUGGUUCGUCGUCUGGAUCGGCUGCAGCAGUCGCUGAUUUCCAAGUGCCUCUUGCUCUAGGCACUCAGACAGGGGGCAGUGUUGUGCGGCCGGCCUCGUAUACUGGCGUAUAUGGGUUUAAAGCCACCUGGGGCGCGAUAUCGAGAGAAGGGCUUGCGCAGUAUUCCAUAACCUGCGAUACGCCUGGUUUCUUUGCGCGGAAUGUCGAUGACCUUGAGCUACUGGCAAAAGUUUACGAUCUUGAAGACAUACCUUCAACCAAAUUUCAACUCCAAGGGGCGAGAAUUGGGUUCUUGAAAACGCAUGUAUGGGAUCUAGCACCAGCCGGACCUAGCCUACAAGUUGCAUGGGAAAAGGCAAAGGACCUAUUAACUCAACACGGGGCAAAAGUUGAGGAAAUCGAAUGGCCAGACGCCGAUUUUGAAAAAUUGACCAAAUGGCACCUGGCGAUUAUGAAUGGUGAAGGACGCAGUGCUUUUUACGGACACUAUGUGCUUGACAAGGACAACCUGCCUUCCUUCUUGAUAGAUCAGGUCGAAAACAACAAUAAUAUAUCGCGCCUCGAUUUCCUGGAAGCUCUUGACGGCUCCGCGCGCCUACGACCUAUAUGGGACCGUUUCUCUACCCAAUACGACGCGAUUAUAACGCCUAGCGUGCCUGAUAUAGCUCCAGAGGGACUUGAAUUCACAGGUGAUGCAAGCUUUUGUCAACCGUGGUCACUCUUACAUGCCCCCUGCAUAAACCUGCCAGGCUUUGCUGGAGAGAAGGGGCUGCCGAUUGGGUUGACACUUGUCGCUGGAAGAUACCACGAUCGACAGGUGCUGGACACGGGCAAAACAAUUGGGAAUAUUUUUGAAAAGGAAGGUGGGUUUAACUCAAGUCUUUAA
Messenger RNA from Talaromyces rugulosus, 1329 nucleotides. RefSeq lists its product as uncharacterized. Lineage: Eukaryota; Fungi; Ascomycota; Eurotiomycetes; Eurotiales; Trichocomaceae. The record is from RefSeq and is a predicted model, not a curated record. Bases 1 to 1329 code for a protein of 442 amino acids. The transcript is spliced from 3 exons. Gene Ontology annotation, molecular function: catalytic activity.